GUGAUUCGUCCUAGAACUUCACUCCACCCAAAGAGGAGCGGUAAUAUAAAAUUCCCGCCAAGAUCAGACCCCCAGAUCGCCGGCGACUGCUGGUCCGCUACCAAUGGCGGCCGUCCCGAGCUCGAGCUGAGAAUCCAGCAGCAAGAGAGGAGACAGUGCGGAGGCCUCGGACGGAUGGGUCCAGCGGCACGGGAGCGGCGGCGGACGCUGCUGCUAGUGAACCUCGCGUCCAUCAUGGAGCGCGCCGACGAGGCGCUCCUGCCGGCGGUGUACCGGGAGGUCGGCGCCGCGCUGCACGCCACGCCCGCGGGGCUCGGCGCCCUCACGCUGUGCCGCUCCAUCGUGCAGGCUGUCUGCUACCCGCUCGCCGCGUACGCCGCCGCGCGCCACAACCGCGCCCACGUCAUAGCCGUCGGCGCCUUCCUCUGGGCCGCCGCCACGUUCCUCGUCGGCGUCUCCGACACCUUCCUACAGGUUGCAAUCUCGCGGGGUCUGAACGGCAUUGGCCUAGCUCUGGUGGUGCCAUCGAUCCUGUCGCUGGUCGCCGACUCCACCGACGAAGACACGCGCGGCUCGGCGUUCGGGUGGCUGCAGCUCGCCAGCAGCCUCGGCUUCAUCUCCGGGGGCUUCGUGGGCCUGCUGUUGGCGCAGACCACGGUCCUCGGGAUCGCCGGCUGGCGUGUCGCGUUCCAUCUCGUGGCGGCCAUCAGCGUCGCCGUCGGAGCCCUGACCUGGUUCCUCGCCGUGGACCCGCAUUUCCCGACGGGCGAGGGCGGUGGUAGGCAGGCCGGCAAGCGGCCGGCGUCCGCACGGGAGGUGCUCGCGGAGAUGGUCGAGGAUGCCAAGCUCGUGGUGCGGAUCCCGACGUUCCAGAUCUUCGUGGCGCAGGGUGUCAGCGGCUCGUUCCCGUGGUCGGCGCUCUCGUUCGCGUCCAUGUGGCUCGAGCUCAUCGGCUUCAGCCACGGCGACACCGCCGUCCUCAUGACCAUCUUCUGGGUGGCAAGCUCCCUCGGCGGCCUGCUCGGGGGGAAGAUGGGCGACUUCCUCGCCGUGAGGUACCCCGACGCCGGCAGGAUCGUGCUGUCGCAGAUCAGCGCCGGCUCGGCCGUGCCGUUAGCCACCGUGCUGCUCCUGGGUCUCCCCGAGGACCCGUCCGCCGGCGUCGCCUACGGCGUCGUCCUGUUCGUCAUGGGCGUCUUCAUCUCCUGGAACGGCCCCGCCACAAACCUGCCUAUCAUGGCGGAGAUCGUUCCAGAGAAAUCAAGAACGAACAUCUACGCGCUCGACGGGACCUUCGAGUCAGUGCUUUCAUCCUUCGCGCCUGCAAUCGUCGGCCUCCUAGCGCAACGCGUAUUCGGGUACAAGCCGGACGACAAGGGGAGGAGUGUUCAACGGGAUCGGGAGAACGCCGAGUCCCUAGCAAAGGCGUUGUACACGUCCAUAGCAAUACCGUUCACGGUCUGCACCUCCAUAUACUCGUUCCUGUACUGCAGCUAUCCCCGGGAUAGGGACCGUGCGCGCAGGCAGUCCCUAGCCGUUUCGGAGUUGCAGCAGAUGGGGCACGGAAGCUCGUGUCCUCAAGAUGGAGAUGGUAAUGGAGGUCCCGGUGGCGAAAGAGUUGUAACUGGUGUUACCUGUAACCAUAAAGAGCUGCUUGAGGCCGAGAUGGAUAUUGUGAGAUUAUUGGAUCAUGAUUGGAAACGAGGAGCUAAAACUUGAGAUUUUUUUUUGACAAUUUUGGUAAGUCGAUGAAAAUCAUGUAGCGUCCGUAUUGCAUAGUACUCCCUCCGUCCCAAUUCAAAAA
Messenger RNA from Setaria italica (foxtail millet), 1804 nucleotides. RefSeq lists its product as uncharacterized. Gene Ontology annotation, cellular component: membrane. Gene Ontology annotation, biological process: transmembrane transport. The record is from RefSeq and is a predicted model, not a curated record. Gene Ontology annotation, molecular function: transmembrane transporter activity. NCBI's taxonomy places the organism in Eukaryota, Viridiplantae, Streptophyta, Magnoliopsida, Poales, Poaceae. The transcript is spliced from 3 exons. Bases 175 to 1719 code for a protein of 514 amino acids.